This is a messenger RNA of Bemisia tabaci, 909 nucleotides long. The record is from RefSeq and is a predicted model, not a curated record. NCBI's taxonomy places the organism in Eukaryota, Metazoa, Arthropoda, Insecta, Hemiptera, Aleyrodidae.
AUUAGUGGCGCAUAUAAUUUAUUAGGCUAAAAUUCCCGCAGAAAUCCCUCUCUGUUAUUCAAUGGUUGAUUCUACCUAAUUCUACUCAAUCGUGGGAUCAAAUUGUAGACUUCCAAGUACUUUUGGCGUGCUUUUGUGUAUAUUUGAAAAAAAUGUGUACUAUUUGUGUACUUUCUUUCUCGCGGAUUAUUUUGUACUUUCCCCCAAAAUUUCGGAUUAUUUUGUACUUUGGACUCAAAUUCUGUGCACUUUCUCAAGUCCCGUUUCUGGCAGCCCUGGUAAAAUGAGUUUAAUGAGUGCAAAGUGUGGAUUAUUUGCGAAGCUCUUGAUGCUCAUUUUGUGUAUAUUUUGAAAAAUUCGAACAGCUGAAUGGCAGCACUGGCAUUAUCAUCAUAUGAAAUAAGAAUACUUUAGUACAUGAUUCAUUUACUACAUUACAUGAUUUACGCUUAUUACUGAUAGCACAUAAACAGUGUGUACAUUUCUGUAACCCAUCUCCGAUGUUAGAGCAUGUUAAGUCCCCUUGGAGUUGGGGAGCAACAAACUGAAAACCGGAAAGAAAGGAAAUCGAAAGAAAAGAACCGCAUGGUACCGGUUGACAGGUUGAGUUUUCUCCAUCAAGCUUCUCAGUCUCGUAAUAAGUUCACCUUGUCGUUGUCCCUAAUUUCCUUUGGUUUUCCCAAUGGAGCGACCAGGUCAAGAUCGUGUCGCCAGAGCAGUUGUAGAUUAUCUAAAUCGUCGCUACUACACAGAUGCGGAGGACCUGAAAGAUUUGGAAAUUCAUGCAAGCGUAACUGACAAGCAAAUGGCUUUGUUUGCUAGUGCAGAUAAAGAUGCAUCUAGGUUGAAUUCUGUUGUGUUCAGCAGUGUCAGAAAUGAUGUUGUUCAAAUGGAUGAUCAAUUUUCCAA